Molecule: messenger RNA, 918 nt
Organism: Parasteatoda tepidariorum (common house spider)
Lineage: Eukaryota; Metazoa; Arthropoda; Arachnida; Araneae; Theridiidae
Source: RefSeq, a predicted model, not a curated record
UAUAUGAAGAGAUAAUUGGUGAUAAUUAGAAAAUAAUCAGUCUUAAAAAAUAUUUAAAUAGGAAAAUGCAGAGUGUUCGUUCCUUUUAAUAUUUCACCUGUUCAGGUUUCAACUUCAAGACUCUAGCUCUUCUAUCUGUUUACAACACUUCUAAAGAUGGGUCUUCAGAGAAUUUACAGCAUUUUAUUCAUUUUCCUGAUACCUGCUUUUUUUCACGAAUGUGAAUGCAAGCAUUUAGGGACGUUAUCCCAAACUGGAACGAAAAUCCAAGAAAAAGAAAUUGAAUGCUUAAAGAAAAACAUCGAUGAGUAUUUAAACAACGUCUUGAAGAGAGCCCGAAAAGAACUUCCUGAUCCGAUGAGGCUGCCUCCACGAUCUGCCAUUGUUGAUCUGAAAGAUGGAGUCAUGUGGGGACUGUCUUCCCUGGAGAAGAUGGGGAAGGCAGUUGUCUCUUGCGACGGUGCAAAUGUCACCAUUCACGUGAAAUUAACAGUUGAUGAGUUAAAAGGUCGCUACACUUGGAUUAAAGAGAACCGAAGGAAGACGCGUGAAGGAUAUGUCACUUUCAUCUGCAACGAUUUUGCUGCAGACGUUAUAAUUAUCAUCAGGAAGCAAAAUAGCGAAAUUACUCACCCUCAUUUGGAACGAUUGGAAAUCAAGAAAUUCAGAGAUGUUAAGGUUGAGAUGACAGGCUUGGGUCUUCUCUCUUGGGCCUUGGGUGAGAUAACUACUCGUCUCUCUGGUAUAUUCCAAAGGACAAUAGCCAGUGCUGUGCAAGAUCCUCUUAUAGAAGCAAUUCAGAGACAGAUGAGAGAAAUAAAUAUUACCUCAGAACUUUAUAAUAACUGUUAAAAAAAACAACAAUUUAACCUGUAAAUAGAUUAUUGAAAUGUACAGUAAUAAAAAAUAUUCAUUUUA